Molecule: messenger RNA, 3949 nt
Organism: Octodon degus (degu)
Lineage: Eukaryota; Metazoa; Chordata; Mammalia; Rodentia; Octodontidae
Gene: Col6a1
Product: collagen type VI alpha 1 chain
Exons: 35
Coding region: 125-3208 (1027 amino acids)
Source: RefSeq, a predicted model, not a curated record
GCCCCGGCCCCGCCCUCCCGCCUCUGCGGGCCUGGCUGUAACUGCAGAGUGAGUGAGAAGCGGAGACAGCCUCCUCUGCGUCCUGUCCCGGCCUCCUCGACGGUGACCCAGGUGGGCCGGCGACAUGAGGCUGGCAGGCGUCCUGCUGUCGCUGCUGCUACAGGCCUGCUGGGUGGCCACACAGGAUGUCCAAGGCCCCCCCAAAGCCGUCGUCUUCCAAGACUGCCCAGUGGACCUGUUCUUCGUGCUGGACACCUCUGAGAGCGUGGCCUUGCGGCUGAAGCCCUAUGGGGCCCUGGUGGACAAGGUCAAGAGCUUCACCAAACGCUUCAUCGACAAUCUGAGAGACAGGUACUACCGCUGCGACCGCAACCUGGUAUGGAAUGCAGGUGCACUGCACUACAGCGACGAGGUAGAGAUCAUCCAUGGGCUCACACGCAUGCCUGCCGGCCGCGAUCAACUCAAGGCUGAAGUGGAUGCUAUCAAGUAUUUUGGCAAGGGCACCUACACAGACUGUGCCAUCAAGAAGGGGCUGGAGGAGCUGCUGGUGGGGGGCUCCCACCUCAAGGAGAACAAAUACCUGAUCGUGGUGACUGACGGGCACCCUCUGGAGGGCUACAAGGAGCCUUGUGGGGGCCUAGAGGAUGCCGUGAACGAGGCCAAGCACCUGGGCAUUAAGGUCUUCUCUGUGGCCAUCACACCCGACCACCUGGAGCCACGCCUGAGCAUCAUUGCCACUGACCACACGUAUCGGCGCAACUUCACAGCAGCAGACUGGGGACAGAAUCCUGACGCUGAGGAGACUAUCACCCAGACCAUCGAGACCAUUGUGGACAUGAUCAAAAACAAUGUGGAGCAAGUGUGCUGCUCCUUCGAGUGCCAGGCUGCCAGAGGACCUCCAGGGCCCAGGGGUGACCCUGGUUACGAGGGGGAACGUGGAAAGCCAGGCCUUCCUGGAGAGAAGGGGGAAGCCGGAGAUCCCGGACGACCUGGGGACCUCGGGCCUGUCGGGUACCAGGGCAUGAAGGGAGAGAAAGGGAGCCGCGGGGAGAAGGGCUCCAGGGGACCCAAGGGCUACAAGGGAGAGAAGGGCAAGCGUGGCAUCGAUGGGGUGGAUGGCAUGAAGGGGGAGACAGGGUACCCAGGACUGCCAGGCUGCAAAGGUUCUCCAGGAUUCGAUGGUGUCCAAGGACCCCCUGGGCCCAAAGGAGAUGCUGGUGCUUUUGGAUUAAAGGGAGACAAGGGUGAGGCUGGAGCCAUCGGAGAGCCCGGAAGGCCUGGAAGCUCAGGGCCACCUGGAGACGAGGGCGAACCUGGAGAGCCUGGCCCCGCAGGAGAGAAAGGAGAGGCUGGCGAUGAGGGGAAUGCGGGACCGGAUGGCCCUCCAGGAGAGAGGGGUGGUGCCGGAGAGAGAGGACCCCGUGGGACUCCAGGUGUUCGAGGACCAAGAGGAGACCUGGGUGAAGCUGGACCACAAGGUGACCAGGGACGAGAAGGCCCCAUUGGAGUCCCUGGAGACCCAGGUGAGGCUGGCCCCAUCGGACCUAAAGGAUACCGAGGUGAUGAGGGUCCCCCAGGGCCUGAGGGUCUCAGAGGAGCCCCAGGACCUGCUGGACCCCCUGGAGACCCUGGGCUGAUGGGCGAGAGGGGUGAAGAUGGCCCCCCUGGAAACGGCACCGAAGGCUUCCCCGGCUUUCCUGGCUAUCCCGGGAGCAGGGGCCCCCCGGGGCUGAAUGGCACAAGAGGCUACCCUGGCCUCAAGGGGGAUGAGGGCGAAGCCGGAGACCCUGGAGAGGAUAACAAUGACAUUUCACCCCGAGGAGUUAAAGGGGCAAAAGGUUACCGUGGUCCAGAAGGUCCUCAGGGUCCCCCAGGACACGUGGGACCACCUGGGCCAGACGAAUGUGAGAUUUUGGACAUCAUCAUGAAGAUGUGCUCCUGCUGUGAGUGCAAGUGCGGCCCCAUCGACAUCCUCUUUGUGCUGGACAGCUCUGAGAGCAUCGGCCUGCAGAACUUCGAGAUUGCCAAGGACUUCAUCAUCAAAGUCAUUGACCGGCUGAGCAGGGACGAACUGGUCAAGUUCGAGCCAGGACAGUCACACGCAGGCGUGGUGCAGUACAGCCACAACCAGAUGCAGGAGCAUGUGGACCUGCACAGCCCUAAUAUCCGGAAUGCCCAGGAGUUCAAGGAAGCUGUCAAGAAGCUACAGUGGAUGGCAGGCGGCACAUUCACGGGUGAGGCGUUGCAGUACACCCGGGACCGGCUGCUGCCACCCACCCAGAACAACCGCAUUGCCCUGGUUAUCACCGAUGGGCGCUCAGACACCCAGCGGGACACCACACCCCUCAAUGUGCUCUGUGGCCCCAACAUCCAGGUGGUGUCCGUGGGCAUCAGGGAUGUGUUUGGCUUUGUUGCGGGCUCCGAUCAGCUCAAUGUCAUUUCCUGCCAAGGCCUGUCACCCCAGGGCCGGCCAGGUAUCUCCCUGGUGAAGGAGAACUAUGCGGAGCUGCUGGAGGAUGCCUUCCUGAAGAAUAUCACGGCCCAGAUCUGCAUAGACAAGAAGUGUCCAGACUACACCUGCCCGAUCACGUUUUCCUCCCCGGCUGACAUCACCAUCAUGUUGGAUGGCUCGGCCAGUGUCGGCGGCCACAACUUCGAAGUCACCAAGCGUUUUGCCAAGCGCCUGGCAGAGCGCUUCCUGUCAGCAGACCGAGAGGACCCCACAGCAGACGUACGUGUGGCAGUGGUACAGUACAGCGGCCCAGGCCAGCAGCGGCCAGGGAGGCCAGCCUUGCAGUUCCUGCAGAACUACACAGUGCUAGCCAGCACCGUUGACAGCAUGGACUUCUUCAAUGACGCUACUGAUGUCAACAGUGCCCUGAGCUUCGUGACACGCUUCUACCGUGAAGCCUCCUCAGGCGCGGCCAAGAAGAGGGUGCUGCUAUUCUCUGAUGGCAACUCACAGGGAGCCACAGCAGCUGCCAUCGAGAAGGCUGUGCAGGAGGCACAGCAAGCGGGCAUCGAGAUCUUUGUGGUGGUGGUGGGCCGCCAGGUGAAUGAGCCACACAUCCGGGUGCUGGUCACAGGCAAGACGGCAGAGUAUGAUGUGGCCUUUGGAGAGCGCCACCUGUUCCGUGUGCCCGAUUACCAGGCCCUGCUCCGCGGGGUCUUCUACCAGACGGUCUCCAGAAAGGUGGCACUGGGCUAGGGCCAUAGGUACUCAGUACACCAGGAUGAGCCUCCCAACCCUACCCACCAGAACCAAACAGAAAAUGUGACUCAAAGUUUCCAGAUUAGCUACACGUUUUUAAAGGGAAGGUUAGAAAUCCACACAGACAUGCGCAUUUUGAGUAACCUCCCCCUUGGUGUCUGUGGGGGGUCUGUGUCUGUGUACCCCUCCUUCACUGGACUCGCUUGCCCCUCAGCCACCUCUAGGACCUCCCUCUGAUGGAUCCCUCACUAUCCCUUCCUAGUUUCCUCCCACUUACAGUCAAAGCAGACCCUGCUGCUUGCUCAGGUGAGACGCUGAGCUGUGGGUCAUUUUUGGAAAACCAAGGUCAAGGUCAAGAGGAUUUUUCAAACACAAAGUAUGAGGGGGUCAGGUCCUCCCACAGGAGGACUGGCUUUGCCAGUUGUCUACACAGACCCUGGUCCCAGACCUCAGACCUCUGUGGCUCAGGCUGGGAGACACUGGCUCUGACCUUGGUUCUCACAUCCCUAGAGCAAAGGUGCUGCCUAUGAAGGCCCCACACUGAUACAAAGGCCUAGACUGGACCAGAUGGCCAAAACAUUCUCAGAAACAACUCAAAACUAUUUCUCCUCCAAAUAGUGGCUAGUCUUGUGUUUCAUUGAAGAUUCUUUUUAUGUCUAUUUUAUUCCUACUCCUCCUGUGUUUUUUAUUGGUCCUGUCCAUGUCAAUGGUCUCUGCUAAUAAAAGUUCCCACUUUUC